Messenger RNA from Staurois parvus, 318 nucleotides. The record is from the annotation of a GenBank genome assembly. Lineage: Eukaryota; Metazoa; Chordata; Amphibia; Anura; Ranidae.
AAAAUGUUAGUGCGUCUUAUGGAGCAAAUAUGGAGCGGCCGGUCCGGUGUUUCCACCGCUGCCGUGUCAGAAUACCAGGCCGGCCGCUCAGCUCUGCAGCGGGACCUUAUGGAGAUGACUGCUGACCUUUGGGGAGGUGGGGAGCGGGUACCCGAAUUUGACAGGUACCCGCUCUUACUUCCGUGGAGUUGUUCUUUGACCUUACCUGUUCCUCUGUCAGCAGUCAUCUCCUGUACUGUCCGAAGUCUCUGGUCAUCCCUGUACUGUCCGCAGUCUCUGGUCAUCUCCUGUACUGUCCGCAGUCACUGGUCAUCCCUG